This is a messenger RNA of Coregonus sp. 'balchen', 2440 nucleotides long. NCBI's taxonomy places the organism in Eukaryota, Metazoa, Chordata, Actinopteri, Salmoniformes, Salmonidae. The record is from the annotation of a GenBank genome assembly.
AUGGCUCACUUAAUUCGACACAAGAUCGGCAACAAGCUGACCAAUGCGGCCAACACAGUGUCCAAUAAGUCGCAGGCCAAGGUCAGCGGAGUGUUCGCCAGGCUGGGCUUCCAGGCCGCUACGGAUGAAGAGGGUCUGGGGUUCGUGGACUGCGAUGACUUGGAUUAUGACUACAGGCAGGGGAUGCAGAUGGACAUCAUGCAGGGCGACGAGGAAGGGGGAGAGAUGGACGGAGGAGACGAGUUGAUGGAGGGGGACAGCCACUACCAGAGAGAUGGCACCGGCCCAUCAUCCUCCUCCCUCAAGAACACUGGGGCAUGUAACGAGUUGGCAUCAGAGGUCAAACCCAAAAUUACCUCUUGGGAAGCGGGGUGGAACGUCACCAAUGCCAUUCAGGUAGAAAUCAUUUUAAGAAAGACAUGAACAUAUUGUUACUGUGUCAAUGUAGGCCUAUUGUCAAUAAUCGCCUUGGAAUAUACGCCCAUUCAAAUCAUUUCAGAGCACAAUGCAUUACGCUAUAUAAUUCAGGGGACACCAAUUUCCAUUCUACAAAAAACUGAAAGACCAUUAAAAUGACUAUAAUUUUUGACAUGUAAAAAUAGACUUUCAUUUAUUUCUUCCAGAUAAAUGAAUUGGCCAAUUUUAUGGCUUCUUAUUUCAAAAUCCCUAACUUAAAACAAAUGUUUCCUAAAUAUAUAUAUUUUAAACAUAAAUAAUGGCAUUUGCCUUCAUUUCAUCAGACGAGGAUGUCAAUUAAAUACGAAGCAUUUGAGAUUUUAAAGGAAAAUAGGGAUCUAUUCUAGAUAGCCUAUUUCUUAUCAGUAAAAAACAGACCCAACUCCAUCUGGAAUGAAUAAAAUGGUUUGGAUUAGCCUCAGGCACAAUUAGGGCCACUUCAUUAUUCUUGAUAACAUUUUACAGUGGAUUAUAUAAACUAAAUCCAGUCUUGGUGAGAAAAUAUCUUAGUUUUUAAAUUUUAAAAUUAAUAUUAAUAUUGACAAAAAGAAGCAUAGUUUCAAAUCAAAUUCUGAGCCUGCACGCUAUAGUGGUCUGACAGACCUAUACUUUUCUCUCAACUCCAAUCGUUAAAUUAGGGUUUUCACACAUUUAUCCAUAUGAUUAUGCAAAUAAAUGUUGUUUGUUAUAAUUAUGCAACUUUUAAUGUGAUUCAUUUCUUGAAUAUGUGGGGCGGGGAGCCUGUCACUGAUUAGACCAUGACCAUUAAGACUCAACUGUGCUUGUGUAUCCGCAGGGGAUGUUCGUCCUUGGGUUACCCUACGCCAUUCUUCACGGAGGAUACCUCGGACUCUUUCUCAUCAUAUUUGCCGCUGUUGUAUGUUGUUACACCGGAAAGAUUCUUAUUGCGUGUCUGUAUGAAGAGAACGAGGAUGGAAUUCUGGUACGCGUGAGGGACUCCUACGUGGACAUCGCCAACGCGUGCUGCCAGCCACGGUUCCCGUCUCUGGGCGGGCAUAUCGUUAACGUUGCUCAGAUCAUUGAGUUGGUCAUGACCUGUAUCCUGUACGUGGUGGUCAGUGGCAACCUGAUGGUCAACAGCUUCCCCAAUCUGCCGGUCUCGCAGAAGGCCUGGUCUGUAGUCGCCACGGCCGCCCUCCUGCCUUGCGCGUUCCUCAAGAGCCUCAAGGCCGUGUCCAAGUUCAGCUUGCUCUGCACUAUCGCGCACUUCGUCAUCAACAUUCUGGUAAUAGCCUACUGCCUCUCCAGAGCCCGCGACUGGGCCUGGGACAAAGUCAAGUUCUAUAUUGAUGUCAAGAAGUUCCCAAUCUCCAUCGGCAUCAUCGUCUUCAGCUACACGUCCCAGAUCUUCCUGCCCUCGCUGGAGGGGAACAUGCAGAGGCCAAGCGAGUUCCACUGCAUGAUGGACUGGACCCACAUCGGAGCCUGCAUCCUGAAGGGCCUGUUCGCUCUGGUGGCCUACUUGACUUGGGCAGAUGCCACCAAAGAGGUCAUCACGGACAACCUGCCAUCCACCAUCAGAGCGGUGGUCAACCUGUUCCUUGUGGCUAAGGCCUUGCUGUCAUAUCCGCUGCCAUUCUUCGCUGCUGUAGAGGUCUUGGAGAAGUCUUUUUUCCAGGAUGGAGGGCGCGCUAUUUUCCCUGACUGUUAUGGGCCGGGAGGAAGGAUUAAGUCCUGGGGACUGGGCCUCCGGUGCCUCCUGGUGGUGUUCACGUUGAUAAUGGCCAUAUUUGUCCCUCACUUCGCACUCCUCAUGGGCCUCACCGGGAGUCUUACCGGCGCCGGGUUGUGCUUCCUUCUCCCGGCCCUCUUUCAUCUAAAGCUGAUGUGGAGGAAACUCUUAUGGCACCACGUGUUCUUCGACGUCGCCAUAUUCGUCAUAGGGGGCAUAUGCAGCAUUUCUGGAUUUAUUCACUCAGUAGAGGGGCUCAUCGAGGCAUUCAAAUAUGGAGUCGAAGAAUAA